ACUGUGGGAGGGUGGGGGUCCGCCAGCCAACCAGAGCUUGACUUCCCCCUCCCCACCCUCAUGGGAAGAUAGACGGACACUUAGCUAAACAGAGACAGACUGGCAAUAAGCAGACGACAAACCUCAAAAGUACGAAGGUAAUGAAACUACGGUGGCAAAUUCUUUUGAAGAGAUCAUUCUCCAAUUAUCCCUCCUCUGCCAAGAGUUCCAAAACCAUGAAUUCAAAGGGAAUUAUUGCUGUAUGCCAGAUGACAGCAACAGAUAACAAGGCAAAAAAUCUAGAAAUAUGCACUGAUCUUGUAUCGUCUGCCAAAAGAAUGAACGCCCAGGUGGUUUUCCUUCCAGAAGCAUGUGAUUACAUUGCCGGAAAUAAAGUACAGUCUGUUGCAAUGGCCGAAAGUCUAGAUGGGCCACUCUUAGAACAGUACAAGAACUUAGCGAAGUCAUUUGGAGUGUGGCUUUCCCUUGGCGGAUUGCAUAUAAAGGUAGAUGACGAGACUGUUAGCAAUACUCACGUGCUAAUCAGUUCAAACGGAGAAAUUAAGUCAACCUAUUCAAAACUUCAUCUAUUUGAUGUUGAUUGCAAGGAAGUUAAUGUCUGCCUAAAAGAAUCUUCGUAUUGCAAACCUGGGGAUAAGAUUGUGCCUCCAGUGGCAACUCCUGUCGGGAAUGUUGCAUUGUCCAUCUGUUAUGAUUUGCGAUUUCCAGAGCUAAGUACUAGCCUGGCUAUGCAAAAUGCACAUAUUCUUACUUUCCCAUCAGCGUUUACAUAUGCAACAGGUAAAGCACAUUGGGAGCCUUUGCUGAGAGCAAGAGCAAUUGAAAAUCAGUGCUAUGUAGUUGCUGCAGCACAGAGUGGUAAACACAAUGAUAAGCGAACCUCUUGGGGACAUGCAAUGGUGGUUGAUCCAUGGGGUACUGUUAUCGGUGAGUGCUCUGAGGUCAACAAUAUUGCUGUGGCUGAGAUCGACCUGGAAUUCCUGCGCAGAACUAGGCUAUCAAUGCCAGUAUUUGAGCAUCGAAGAAAUGAUGUUUAUCCUGCUCUGUGGCCAAAACUUGAUUCAGAUGCUGUUGCAAACCAUCAAGAAUCAGAAACUUACAAAUUUGGUCAAGUUACGGUAAAAAGCAGUGGAGUAUUUUCCAAGACUGACCUCACUAUAGCAUUUACUAAUAAGAAGUGUGUUGUCCCAGGACAUGUACUUGUGAGUCCCAUUAGGUGUGUUCAACGAAUGUCUGAACUCACUGUAAAAGAAGUUUCAGACAUGUUUGCGCUUGUAAGCAAAGUCAUUCCAAUUGUAGAAAAAGCUUAUAACGGCACUUCAUCUACAGUUGUUGUUCAGGAUGGAAAAGAUGCUGGUCAAACCAUUCAGCACGUCCAUGUGCACAUUUUGCCUCGCCGUCCAGGGGAUUACCUCAACAAUGAUGAUAUAUACAGAGACCUUGCUAAACAUGAUAAGGCAGACUCAACUAUAGGACAGUGGCGGUCAGAGGAGGAGAUGGCACAAGAGGCAGAUUUUCUGAGGAAGUUAUUUGUAUAACAGUGCCAUAAAUAAAUUUCAUUUUAAGAUGAGAA
Messenger RNA from Thrips palmi, 1573 nucleotides. It is a transcript of the gene NitFhit, whose product is annotated as nitrilase and fragile histidine triad fusion protein NitFhit. The transcript has 8 exons. Gene Ontology annotation, molecular function: bis(5'-adenosyl)-triphosphatase activity; hydrolase activity, acting on carbon-nitrogen (but not peptide) bonds, in linear amides. Lineage: Eukaryota; Metazoa; Arthropoda; Insecta; Thysanoptera; Thripidae. Gene Ontology annotation, biological process: nucleobase-containing compound metabolic process. The coding region runs from base 141 to 1538 and encodes 465 amino acids. The record is from RefSeq and is a predicted model, not a curated record.